CAGCUUAACUCGUACUUCGAGCAAAAUGCUCUCAAACGGUUGGACCCAGCAAAAUGUUAAGAAAUGAAAUCAUUCCUAUUUAUUUGACACUCGCCCAUAAAUAGGCUCCUCCUCUGAUCUCGUCUCUGUAAAAAACAAUUUUCAGAGUGGGAGAGAGGCGGUUGCCGGCUUACCUUUACAGAGUUCGAUCAAUCGUAUUUAUUACCUGCAAUUAGGGUUCAUACCGCUGGUUUGUUGUUCCAUGGUCAGGAGAUCGGCAUAGGUGACCACUUCGGAAGGGCUAUUUUCGAGCUUAUUGUAUAGUUAAAACAAAGCCAGGGCGGGCUCGGCCGCAGGUCAAAUGGAUAACUUAAUAACACUGGUGAAUAAGAUCCAGAGAGCCUGCACGGCGCUGGGCGAUUAUGGAGAGGAUAGCGCUCUGCCCACUCUCUGGGAUGCCCUCCCAUCCAUUGCUGUUGUCGGCGGACAGAGUUCUGGCAAAUCUUCGGUUCUGGAGAGCAUCGUGGGUAGAGACUUUUUGCCUCGUGGAUCAGGUAUUGUGACUAGGCGUCCACUCGUUCUGCAGUUACACAAGAUUGAUGAAGGCAGCAGGGAGUACGCUGAGUUCAUGCAUCUUCCUAGGAAGAAAUUCACUGAUUUUGCAAUGGUAAGGAAGGAAAUUGCCGAUGAGACUGAUAGAGUUACGGGCCGUUCAAAGCAAAUAUCAACUGUACCAAUUCAUCUCAGUAUUUACUCACCUAAUGUUGUAAACUUGACUCUGAUUGAUCUCCCUGGAUUAACAAAAGUGGCUGUUGAAGGGCAACCUGAAAGCAUUGUAGCUGACAUUGAGAACAUGGUUCGCUCUUAUAUUGAGAAGCCAAAUUCGAUAAUCUUAGCUAUUUCUCCUGCGAAUCAAGAUCUUGCCACAUCUGAUGCUAUUAAGAUAUCUCGUGAAGUAGAUCCUAAAGGAGAAAGAACUCUUGGAGUCUUAACGAAGAUAGAUCUGAUGGAUAAGGGAACCAAUGCUGUUGAUAUUUUGGAAGGAAAGCAAUACCGAUUGCAAUUUCCUUGGGUUGGUGUCGUGAAUCGCUCUCAAGCUGAUAUUAAUAAAAGCGUUGACAUGGUUGCUGCACGGAGAAGAGAACGGGAGUAUUUUGCAAACAAUCCAGAGUACAAGCAUUUAGCACAUAGAAUGGGAUCUGAACAUCUUGGAAAAGUGCUUUCAAAGCAUCUCGAAACUGUAAUAAAAUCACGCAUCCCAAGUCUCCAGUCACUAAUCAACAAAACUAUUAUGGAAAUUGAAUCAGAGUUAACUCGCCUUGGGAAGCCGAUUGCUGCAGAUGAUGGAGGGAAAUUAUAUGCAAUUAUGGAGAUUUGUCGAGCCUUUGAGCAGAUAUUUAGAGAGCAUCUUGAUGGAGUGCGUCCAGGUGGUGACAAAAUUUAUAAUGUCUUCGAUAAUCAGCUUCCUGCAGCCCUCAAAAGGCUAUCUUUUGAGAAACACCUUUCAAUGGAAAAUGUAAGAAAACGCAUUACAGAGGCAGACGGUUAUCAACCUCAUUUGAUAGCCCCUGAACAAGGAUACCGACAUCUAAUUGAGACUUCCUUGCGCACAAUCACAGGUCCUGCUGAGGCUACUGUUGAUGCGGUCCAUUAUGUGCUAAAGGAACUUGUUCAGAAGGCAAUAAAUGAGACAGUGGAACUCAAGCAAUAUCCUACCCUUCGGAAUGAGGUUAGAAUUGCAGCUGUUGAGGCCCUUGAAAAGCUACGAGACGAGAGUCGGAAAUCAGCACUGAAACUAGUGGACAUGGAAUCUAGCUACUUGACUGUUGAUUUUUUUCGAAAGCUUCCUCAAGAUCUAGAGAAGGGUGGAAAUCCAUCGCAAUCAGUUUUUGAUCGAUAUAAUGACCCUUACCUCAGAAGAAUUGGAAGUAAUGUCUUGUCAUAUGUAAACAUGGUUUGUGGCUAUCUGAGGAAUUCUAUUCCAAAGUCGGUUGUUCAUUGUCAAGUAAGAGAGGCCAAAAUGUCUUUGCUUAGCCAUUUCUUCACCGAACUUGGUAAAAAGGAGCCCAAGAAGUUGUCAACAAUGCUAGAUGAAGAUCCAGCAGUGAUGGAAAGAAGGGCAGGCUUGAAUAAAAGGUUAGAACUAUACAGGAGUGCACAGGCGGAAAUAGAAGGUGUAGCUUUCUAAGGUUUGGAUUCGAUUUGUAAUGGCAAUUCACCAAGUGUGGACAAUUGCAUUGUUACAGAAUUCAUGUUUUGCAGUUAGAGCUGCAUGAACUGAUUAUAGAUACAUCUACAUGUGAUAUGAUCAGCUGUUUUUGCAUAUUCAGAUUAUUUCAAUUUGCUUUUAGCAUUAUUACUAUUUGGUCUAAAUUUAGGUGUACAUCCACUCUUUUGUAAUCUGGUGAGAACUCUGGAACAGUUGCUAAUUUAUUUACCUGAAGAUAAGGGGUUUUCAGUCU
This is a messenger RNA of Cryptomeria japonica (Japanese cedar), 2441 nucleotides long. Its product is annotated as dynamin-related protein 5A. NCBI's taxonomy places the organism in Eukaryota, Viridiplantae, Streptophyta, Pinopsida, Cupressales, Cupressaceae. Gene Ontology annotation, cellular component: cytoplasm; microtubule; membrane. Gene Ontology annotation, molecular function: GTPase activity; GTP binding; microtubule binding. The record is from RefSeq and is a predicted model, not a curated record. The transcript has 16 exons. Bases 341 to 2167 code for a protein of 608 amino acids.